This is a messenger RNA of Diabrotica balteata, 404 nucleotides long. Lineage: Eukaryota; Metazoa; Arthropoda; Insecta; Coleoptera; Chrysomelidae. The record is from the annotation of a GenBank genome assembly.
CUAAAUUAGAUCAUUUGUAAAUUUGAUAUAUAAAAAAAUAACUACACUCGACACUCAAGAUGAAAACUAUAUUUUUCGCAAUCUUUAUGGUCAUCGUCGUGGCUGCCGUAGCUGAUCCCAUUGCUUUACCUCAAUGUGGUGAAAACGAGAUACGCGGAUGUGAAUCCUGCUGUCCUGAAUUAGAAGUCACUUGCCAAAACAAGAUACCUCAGCUAUGUCUCAAACCUUGUCCAAUGAUUUGUAAAUUUAAAUGUGUUUGUACUCUAGGAUACCUUAGAGACACCAACACAGGAAAAUGUGUAAAAGAUUGUUAAUCAGUUAUUCUUAUAAACUAUAUAAAUGAAUAAUAUUGCAUACUCCAAUUGUAAAAAUGUUUCGAUCGAAAAAUAAAUAAUUCUAAUUAA